Molecule: messenger RNA, 867 nt
Organism: Elephantulus edwardii (Cape elephant shrew)
Lineage: Eukaryota; Metazoa; Chordata; Mammalia; Macroscelidea; Macroscelididae
Gene: TMPRSS12
Product: transmembrane (C-terminal) protease, serine 12
Exons: 5
Coding region: 1-867 (288 amino acids)
Biological process (GO): proteolysis; acrosome reaction
Molecular function (GO): serine-type endopeptidase activity
Source: RefSeq, a predicted model, not a curated record
AUGACAGAUUGUGGAAUAGCCCCGCUGCUGGAUGCCAGGGAAGGGUCUCGAAUUAUAGGGGGCACCGAAGCUCAAGUUGGUGCAUGGCCAUGGAUAGUGAGCCUGCAAAUGCGGUUUGGCAGUGCUCAUGCUCAUGUAUGUGGGGGAAGCUUAGUGAAAGAAAGGUGGGUCCUCACAGCUGCUCACUGCAUUAAAAACGCUAGAAAUCCUUCAGUGUGGAGAGCUGUGAUUGGAACUAAUAAUAUUCUCAUCAAAUAUCAACACACUAAGAGGAUAAAAGUUAAUGCGAUCUUCAUCCAUCCAGGUUUUAAUGUGGACUCUUAUCUAAAUGAUAUGGCACUUUUUCAUUUAAAAAGAGCAGUGAGGUACAAUGACUAUAUUCAGCCUAUUUGCCUACCUUUUGAUGUUUUCCAAAAUCUGAACCAAAACACAGCAUGUUUCAUAAGUGGCUGGGGAAGAACUCAUGAAGAAGGUAAUGGUACAACCACCUUACAGGAAGCCAAAGUGCAUUUUAUUUCUCGAAGUGUUUGUAAUUCUGAGACGAGUUAUGGGGGGAUAAUUCCUAAUACUUCGUUUUGUGCAGGUGAUGAAGAUGGAGUUUUUGAUACUUGCAGGGGUGAUAGUGGUGGACCAUUAAUGUGCUACUUACCAGAACAUCAUAAAUUUUUUAUCAUGGGAAUUACCAGUUAUGGACAUGGCUGUGGUCGAAAAGGUUUUCCUGGUGUCUAUAGUGGGCCAGCCUUCAACCAAAAGUGGCUGAUGGAAUACCUCUCACAGAGAAGCCGGAAGAGCAUAUCUAAUACAAGCUUUCUGGUUGGACAGAUCCUUAUAGCCUUAGGGUCUGUAGUCUUCCUAACAACUAAGUGA